Messenger RNA from Thalassophryne amazonica, 2730 nucleotides. It is a transcript of the gene fer, whose product is annotated as fer (fps/fes related) tyrosine kinase. The record is from RefSeq and is a predicted model, not a curated record. The coding region runs from base 268 to 2730 and encodes 820 amino acids. Gene Ontology annotation, molecular function: non-membrane spanning protein tyrosine kinase activity; ATP binding. Lineage: Eukaryota; Metazoa; Chordata; Actinopteri; Batrachoidiformes; Batrachoididae. Gene Ontology annotation, biological process: peptidyl-tyrosine phosphorylation; Fc-epsilon receptor signaling pathway; chemotaxis. The transcript has 20 exons.
AGCCGUUAGCUUGUCAGCUGGACGGCAGGAGAAUAAGAGUGAAAAACAACGAAUUGGAGGGAAAAGAGAAGAAAUGACACCGGUGAAGAACCACAGGGAAUCGCGGUGACUGACAGGCCGUCUGCUGCUUCAAACAGGUGUUUUCCGGUGUGUGUCUGUGUCAAAACGGUGACUGAUGAGUGGAAAAAGAACCUCUUUUCUGACUCCUUUAAGAGGACCAUGCAGUCACUCCUCCCUCACUCUCGAUGGUAGUGUGUGUGAUACAGGAUGGGAUUUGGUCGGGAUUUGAAGAAUUCCCACGAGGGAUUACUGAAACUGCAGGACUGGGAGAUAAAGCUCCUGGAGACAGUGAAACGUUUCAUGACUCUGAGGGUGAAGAGUGAUAAGGAGUACGCUGCCCUCCUUCUCAGCAUGACUCAGCAAACUGAGAAGCACGAAGCUGCUGACUAUGUCAGUACUGUUAGCAAGUCAUGGUCUCAGGUGAUUCGCCAAACCGAGGCGCUGGGUCGGGUGAUGCGGAGCCAUGCUGAUGAGCUGAACUCUGGUCCUUUACAUCGUCUGGCAACACUGAUCCGAGACAAACAGCAAGUGAAGAAGAGCUACCAGAAUCUGCACCAGCAGCUGGAGAGUCACAGUUACAAGGUAACAAGGACUGACUUGGAUAAACUGAAGGCAACGUACCGUCAGUUGAGUCGUGACGCCAACAACGCCAAAGAAAAGUACAGAGAGGCUGUCUCAAAAGGCAGAGAGGUUGAGCGGGCCCGUGAACGCUAUGACAAAGCGACGUCAAAAUUGCACAACCUUCACAACCAGUACGUACUGGCAGUGUGCGGCGCACGUACACAACAGAAUGACCACCGGCAGCAUGCUGCACCAGCCCUGCUGGAUGCCCUCCAGAGAAUGCAGGAGGACAUGACACUCGCUCUGCGGAGCAUUCUGGAGGAAUACUACGAGAUCAGCAGUCUGCUGACAGAUGAAAUCGUUAAAAUUCAUCAGGAGAUUUCUGCCGCUGUGCAGCAGAUCGACCCGCUGGCUGAGUACCAGCAGUUCAUUGAUGCAUUCCGGUCUCCUGAGACGCCGGAGGCAGUCGUGGAUUUUGACAUGUCGCUGUUGGAGGAGACAGAUAACCUGCCAGCCAAUGAGAUCCUGUGGAACACCCUGACGGCUGACAGUCUACACGCCAUGUUGUCAUCAGCCACAGAGGAGCUGGUGCUGAUUCAGCAGAACCUGAGGCUGAAGGAGGCCUUGGCUGAUGACCUUGAUACCAAAAUCCAGACGAGUCAGCAAAGUGCGGAGAGGAAAAGCGACUGCGUGGUUCUUCUCAGUCAGAAGUUGUCUCUGCUUGAGCUCCGUCACACCGUCCAGUCGUUACGAGGCUCCCAGGCUCGCCUCGCCUCUCAGAAGGUGCUGCUCGAAGCUAAGAUGGCUGCUGCCACCUCACCUCCCCCGCCACCGCCAUAUGAAGAUGAUGGCCACUCUCUGGGCUCUGUGGACAAAGGGAAGGAGAAGAGUUCUCGUUUCGACACGCUGCGGCACUCGUUCGCUGGCAUGAUCCGAUCGCCCAAAGCUAUGCUUGGCUCCUCCACCUCGCAAUUUUUUGAUGUCAUCCCGACAUCAGAGCGUCCUCUGCAAGAGCAGGAGUGGUACCAUGGUGCCAUCCCCCGCACGGAGGCCCAGGAGUUACUACGGCAACAGGGCGACUUCCUGGUGAGGGAGAGCCAUGGCAAACCGGGCGAGUACGUACUGUCGGUGUUUUCUGAUGACCAGCGGCGACACUUCAUCAUCCAGUAUGCUGAUAAUCAGUACCGUUUUGAAGGGACGGGCUUUUCCACCAUCCCCCAGCUCAUCGAACAUCAUUUCUCCACUAAGCAGGUCAUCACCAAGAAGUCUGGUGUCAUUCUGCUGAACUCUGUCGUAAAGGAUAAAAAGUGGAUCCUGAAUCAUGAAGAGGUGGUGCUUGGAGAGCUCCUGGGCAAGGGGAACUUUGGUGAGGUCUUCAAAGGGAUGCUGCAGCGUGACAAAAUGCCAGUGGCAGUCAAAACAUGUAAGGAGGAUUUACCUCCAGAGCUGAAGAUCCGCUUCCUAUCUGAGGCCAGGAUCCUGAAGCAAUAUGACCAUCCAAACAUCGUCAAGCUGAUCGGCAUUUGCACACAGAGGCAGCCAAUCUACAUUGUCAUGGAGCUGGUGCCUGGUGGUGACUUUCUGUCGUUUCUGAGGAAAAAGAAAGAUGAUUUGAAGACGAAACAACUGAUUCGCUUUGCUGUUGAUGCUGCCGCCGGCAUGGCGUACCUGGAGAGUAAGAACUGUAUCCACAGAGACCUGGCAGCCAGGAACUGUCUGGUUGGAGAAGGUAACGUGUUGAAGAUCAGUGACUUUGGGAUGAGUCGGCAGGAGGAUGACGGCAUUUACUCCUCAUCUGGUCUCAAACAGAUUCCCAUCAAGUGGACAGCUCCAGAAGCCCUCAACUAUGGCCGCUACAGCUCAGAGAGUGACGUUUGGAGUUACGGCAUCUUGCUAUGGGAAACCUUUAGCCUGGGGAUGUGUCCUUACCCAGGCAUGACCAAUCAGCAGGCCCGGGAGCAGGUGGAGACUGGAUACAGAAUGACAUGUCCUCAGCGUUGUCCUGAUGACAUCUACAAAGUGAUGCAGCGUUGCUGGGAGUAUAAACCUGAGGACCGGCCCAAGUUCUCAGAGCUGCAGCGCGACCUCGCUGCCGUCAAGAAGAAAUAA